AUGUGGGCCGAGUUAGAGGGAUCCAAUCUCGAUGCUGAUAUAAUAGAAAAAUUGGCAGCACAAGUCAAAGUCAAGAAGCCAAAGAUCAGGCAUGUUCUACUUCUGACCAUGGAGAGCACGCGCAAGGACAUGUUCCCUUUCAAGUACAACAGUCACGCAUACGACACUGUCCUAUCCUCCUAUGCUUCCACAAACGCCACCAUGGAACUCAAGGACAAACUUCGAGGAUUUACAAAGACUGCAGCCUUUCUGACUGGAGAACCUAGCGGUUUCGAGGCGUACGACACCGAAGCAUCGAAUGAAAGCUGGAAGUCGGCCUUCAAGGACGGUAUGGGGGCUAUCAACGUGAAUGGAGCCGUCUCGCAGGCCGCGUACACGCUGAAAAGUCUUCUUAGCAGCCACUGUGGUGUCGAGCCGUUGGCCGUCGAUUUUGCCGAAGAGACCAAGGGAACCAUUUACCAGCACUGCCUGUCUCAUAUUUUUAAGAACAUGAGUUCGGUGGUGAGCGACAAAAAGGCCGGCCAGAAAAAGGAUGGGCUUGUAAAGGACGACGAGAAGAAAGAUUUCCACUCGUUCCCCUGGGCGGAAACAAUGAUACAAUCCGUCACCGAUCAGUACGACUCGCAAGAUGUAUUGGAUAAGCAAAUGGGCUUUGACCAUGUCAUCGCAGAAAGUACUAUCUCGGACCCAACCUCAAAGCAUUAUCCCCCAAAGCAUCCCUUCGUCAACUACUUCGGCUACGAGGAAACCGAGACCUUCGACUACCUUCGCGAUCUUUUUGCUGAUGCAGAAAAGUCAGACGAGCGCCUUUUUGUGUCACAUCUCACGAGCACGCCUCAUCAUCCAUUCAAGACGCCCAAGGACUGGCCUGGUCAAGAAACAUAUAUGAGCCAACAGCAUUGGCGCCCCUCGGAUCCUUUCAACGAAUACAUGAACACCAUUCAGUACCAAGACGAGUGGAUUUCACAGAUCUUUCAGAUGUUGUACGAUGUGGGUGCACUUGAUGAAACGCUGGUAGUAAUGACUGGCGACCAUGGUCUCGCUUUCAGCUCUCUCGACAAGUCUCAAUCUGCAGUCAACAACGGUCAUGUAGCGAACUUUCAAAUCCCCAUCCUGUUCGUACACCCAGAUCUCCCCCGGAUUCAACUCAAUGCGUCAAUAACGCCUACAUCCAUUCUACCUACGGUUCUUGAUCUUCUACUCGAAACCGACUCACUUCCAGAGCCCGCAGCGAAGAUAGCCAAAGAGAUCUUGCCCAGCUACCAAGGUCAUUCACUCAUUCGCGAUCUCGAAUACCGAGUAAAGACAACCGACGGGGCCUCUGCCAAGUCAUUCUUUCAACCUUUCCAUUUUUCCGCGAUCAACCCGGGUGGAUCACUUCUUGCUAUCAGCGAUGCCUCGACGUCAUACCGCCUCGUUCUACCACUAUGCUCAACAAUUCCGCUCCGAUUCACUGACAUAUCUACCGAUCCGCAUGAAUGGGACCCCACAACUGCUUGGACUAUGGACGAGCUUAGGGCGCAGAUCAAGGUCAAAUACGGUUAUAGAGGCGAUGGUGGGUAUGGAAUCAAAGAGGGAGAUGGGGAUACUGGGGAGAAGCGAGAGAAACAAGCAGAGGAGGUGCAGAGGUAGGAGGGGAUAGAGGAAGAAUAAGAAAACAUCAUUGGUGGGAGACAAAAUAGACGGGAUCAUUUCACACGAAUACAGUAUUCCAUAAUAAACAAUUCAAAACAUUAUUAC
Messenger RNA from Parastagonospora nodorum SN15, 1740 nucleotides. RefSeq lists its product as hypothetical. The record is from RefSeq and is a predicted model, not a curated record. The coding region runs from base 1 to 1632 and encodes 543 amino acids. Lineage: Eukaryota; Fungi; Ascomycota; Dothideomycetes; Pleosporales; Phaeosphaeriaceae. The transcript is spliced from 2 exons.